Molecule: messenger RNA, 2818 nt
Organism: Lingula anatina
Lineage: Eukaryota; Metazoa; Brachiopoda; Lingulata; Lingulida; Lingulidae
Biological process (GO): ERAD pathway; endoplasmic reticulum unfolded protein response; retrograde protein transport, ER to cytosol
Cellular component (GO): endoplasmic reticulum lumen
Source: RefSeq, a predicted model, not a curated record
CUCAUCUAACAUGGCUACCAAAACAUUAGCAGCUGCAGCGCUGUUCACGUCAUUUAUUUUACCCUUAUCAGGGGGGUUUCUGAAUAUAGAGGAGCUCAAGACAAUUAAUUAUGGAAUACAGAUAUUAAAUAUACCGGUUAAAGUAGGACAGGCUGCAGAUGGCGAUGUGAUGGUGCUGAGCUCCAAACAUGGCCAGCAGUAUCAGUGUAGCUUUCCAGACCAUUCACAGCAGGAGAAACAGAAAGAGGAAGAAGAGAAAAUUGCCAUUGAGACUGGGAUUCCAGAGUUGCUACGUCCAUUGGAGAACAGUCCAUGCUUGGUUUAUAGAAAGGAUUGGUGGACAUAUGAGUUUUGCUAUGGGAAGUUUAUAAAACAAUACCAUAUGGAAGAUGGUAAACCAGUUGGUAUAGAGAUAUUUCUAGGUCAUUAUGAGUCUGAAUUUGACUGGAACAAUGAAACUAUUAAAAAGGAUGCCAAGAACAGACUAAACCGUUACCACAGUCAGCAGUAUGUGAAUGGCUCCAACUGUGACCUCACUGGGGUCCCCAGGAGGUCAGAGGUCAGGUUUCUCUGUGACGAAGGCACAGGGGACCAUGUGGUGAGCGUCCAUGAGCCCCAGACCUGCGUGUACACCAUAGUGGUCCACACCAACAAGAUCUGCCACCACCCCUACCUGCGCUCUCCUAGCUCACAGAAACCAUUACCAAUUACAUGUAAUCCACUGCUGACUGAUGAGCAGUACUCUGAAUACACACAGGAACAAGAGAAGCAAAGAAAAGCAGAAGAGCUGAAGCACAUUUUGGCUUUGCAAAUGGCAGAGAAGAAAAAGCAAAAGCUUGAGGAAGAGAUGGAAAGGAUGGAGAAGUUACAACAAGACGCCUCUGAAGAUGCAGAGAAGACAGACCCACCCCCUGUCACAGAGGACCAGAACACACUGCAGCCAAAACUUAGGAAAAUUUUGACAGAUGUAUUGACUAAGAAGUUUGAGAAACAAUUUGGCAUUGGUUCUCAAGUACCAGAACUCAGGGAGAUCAAGGAUAUGGCUGACUUUCAACAAUUUGUAUCAGAAUACUUCGGCAUUCAGAAUAAAGCAGACACAUCAGGUCAAGCUCAGAAAGUAGAUAGUCCCGUGAAAGAUGAGGAAAAGGAAGAUGAAAGUGACAAUCAAGAAAGACAAAUCACAAGUGAUAAUCAGAUUAAUCAUGAUCUUAACAAGGAAAUUGGCAAGGGAAACGAGGCAGUUGUGGAUGGUCAGCAAUCAAAACAAAGUGGAACAGAUGCUCAAGUCUUGGAUCAAGACAUUCCAGAACCUCAACCAAGUUCAGAGCAAGGGAAGCCUUCAGAGACACCUGGUGGUCAGAAUGUGAACUCCGAGAGUGAGGAUGACAUUUCGGGUGAAAUGGACGAGGAGACCCAGAAAUUUUACAAAAAUUUGAUGAAAGUUAUUAAUAAAGCUAACAAAAAUAUGAAAAAGGGUGGAAAAAGUGAAAAGGGUGAGGUGGAAGAGGAGGAAGAAGAUCCAGAUGCCACAGAGGAGCAGUUUACUAAAGGUUUGGAGGAUCUUGGUCUUGGCGCUGAUGAUAUGGCAUGGGUAGCAAAUAGAAAAGAAGACAUUCGUAAAGCUAUGUCAGCCCAAUUUAAUGAUAUUGUAGAUGAGGCUGAGCGUGAGCUGGCCGGAGAGGGAGAGGAUGUCCAAGGUUUGGACAGAGACGUUGCCAUUCAGAGUCUGUCCACUACACUGACCAAGCUGUUAAAAAGACUGGAUGACCAACCACCUGAGGAGACAGACAAGUUGGAGACCCCUGAGUCAGCAGUUAAAUCAAAAGACCGUCAGAGCAAAGGAGAAGACAGAUGGCGUGUUAAAGUCACGUCUGGGAAAAGAAAACCCCAAGACAGUGCUCUAGACCCUGUGACACAAAAGCUCCAGUCUGGAAUACAGGAACAGCUGCAGAAAGCAGGAUUUGAUACUGGGGGAAGAAAAAUAGAAGUGAAGAUCAUCACUACUGGAUAUUAUAAUGCAGAUGACGACUCCAUCCAUAUGUUAUCUGAUGACGACAGCAAGGCUAUUAACAAGAUGGUCAUUGCAAUAUUGGGAACGGAUACUGAUGCUGUAGACGAAGCAGAGAAACACAGUCAGCUGGAAGACAAUUAUCAAUUUGUGUAUGGGAAACAGACAAAGAAGACCUCCAAGAACAAAGAUGAUUCCAUAAAUGAUUUGCUUUACUAUCGGUAGUUGUCAAAGUAAUGCUGGGUUGUUUUUAAGAACAAUCUUGAUAUUGUAUUUUUUCAAGUAUUUCUUGUGGAAAUAUUAGUUCUCCAAAGAAUGGUUCAGGUCUUUUUGAUGUGUUCUUAUUGUAUUUCUAGUUUAAGAGUCUGUUUUAAGAGAUGACUAAUUUAGCCAGCACUCUCUCUCUCUACUGCCAAGAAUUAUUUCUUUCCAGCACAGGAGAGGGUUCUGACUGGUCAAUGUAUUCAUACAUAUGGCUUUUUCUUCCAAUAUUUAAUUGUGUCACAAAAUCUAGUUUUUCAUUUUUAUGUCCAUUUUCUUAUUGAAAAAUUACUGAUUGAAUUAGCUAGUGAAGUAGGGCAGAUGUAAGUUCAAGGGAAGAUCCAGAAGAGGGCACCACCAGCGAGAGCCCUUCCCUUAGCUUCUUAGGUUCCCUGCUCCCUUCUCCCUCCCAAAGACGGUAGACCAAAUAAAGGCAGACAAACCCAAGCUGAUUUCCCAUUUCUGUGCCUCACAUAUUACAGUAAAAUUGCAGUUUUUCUCGUUUUAUGUUUGUGAGCGAAUUGAGCCAAUAGGUUUCAGCCCCCCCCC